Messenger RNA from Manihot esculenta (cassava), 3011 nucleotides. Its product is annotated as endonuclease MutS2. The transcript has 5 exons. Lineage: Eukaryota; Viridiplantae; Streptophyta; Magnoliopsida; Malpighiales; Euphorbiaceae. Gene Ontology annotation, biological process: mismatch repair; negative regulation of DNA recombination. Bases 110 to 2845 code for a protein of 911 amino acids. The record is from RefSeq and is a predicted model, not a curated record. Gene Ontology annotation, molecular function: mismatched DNA binding; endonuclease activity; ATP-dependent DNA damage sensor activity.
UCAGUUAUUAACUGAAAGGAAACGGAUAAGAAACCUGAAACCCUAAUGAAGCAGGAAACUGAACUCCAAAUGCUAACCAUAAUCACUGUCCUCCUCUGAAAAUCCCUCUAUGGAACUCUCUAAUCGUUUCAUCUCCAUUAAAAAUUCCCCAAUUCUCUUCUCCAAACCAUUCAAACUCAAUACUCUAAAACUCCUCUUUUCCCUUCCCAACUCGACCGAGUCACCCUCGUCUCAACUUUCUCUGUCUCGCUCUCUGCAAUUCGAGACUCUGAAAGCCCUAGAAUGGAGCUCUCUUUGCGAGCGUCUCUCUCCCUUUACGUCAACCUCAAUGAGCCAUUCAGUCACUCGGAACGCAAGCAUUCCAAUCGGGAAAAGCCUCCAGGAGAGCCGUGAGUUACUCAAUCAGACAGCUGCGGCAUUGGCCGUGAUGCAAAUUGAGCCGUUAGAUUUUUCGGGAAUUGAUGAUAUAUCAGGAAUUGUGAAUUCUGCGGUUUCCGGUAACUUGCUUACGGUUAGUGAGCUCUGUGCUGUGAGGCGGACGCUGAGAGCUGCAAGGACAUUGUUUGAGAGGUUAAAGGACGGCGGAGAUUGCUCAGAGAGGUAUAUCCACCUGCUUGAAAUACUCGAGGGUUGCAAUUUCCUAAUGGAGUUGGAGCAGAAGAUAGGAUUUUGCAUAGACUGUAAUCUUUCAAUACUCCUUGACAGAGCUAGUGAAGAAUUGGAAAUCAUUCGGUCUGAAAGGAAGAAGAACAUGGAAAAUCUGGAUUCUCUGUUGAAGGGAAUAUCAGCUCAGAUUUUCCAGGCUGGAGGUGUUGACAGACCUUUGAUAACUAAGCGCCGGUCUAGGUUAUGUGUAGGAGUUAGGGCUUCCCACAAAUAUUUGAUUCCUGAUGGUGUGAUUCUUGAUGUUAGCAGCUCUGGUGUGACUUAUUUUAUGGAACCUGCUGAUGCAGUGGAAUUGAAUAACUUUGAGGUUAUGCUCUCAAACUCAGAGAGAGCUGAGGAAGUAGCCAUUUUAAGCUUGCUUACCUCUGAAAUAGCACAAUCAGUGGGGGAUGUAAAAUAUUUAUUGGAUAGAAUUCUAGAACUUGAUCUUGCUUUUGCUAGAGCUGCUUAUGCUCAACAGAUUAAUGGAGUCCAUCCGAUUUUGACUUCAGAAGACUGUGAAGGUGAACCUUCCAUUGGAGUAAAUUGUGCAUUAUCAAUAGAUAUUGAAGGUAUACAACAUCCAUUACUUCUUGGUUCAUCUCAAAGAAGUUUGUCUGAAGUCCUUCGGUCCAACUCUGAGAAUUCUGCUGAAUUGGAUGGUGGAGAUGGUGUAAUUGCUGCUGAAAGACUGUCCAAAAGUGCAUCUGCUUUUCCUGUGCCGAUAAACAUUAAAGUGGAAAGUGGAACCAGAGUAGUUGUAAUUUCAGGACCUAAUACUGGAGGCAAAACUGCUUCUAUGAAAACUCUAGGUAUAGCAUGUAUAAUGUCAAAAGCUGGCCUAUUUUUGCCUGCUAAACACACACCUAGAAUUCCAUGGUUUGAUCUAGUUCUUGCUGAUAUUGGGGACCACCAGUCACUGGAACAAAAUCUCUCAACCUUUAGUGGGCACAUAUCACGCAUUUGUAAGAUAAUGGAGGUGGCCUCAAAAGCAUCACUUGUCCUUAUAGAUGAAAUUUGUAGCGGAACUGAUCCUUCUGAAGGGGUAGCACUUUCAAGCAGCAUUUUACAAUAUUUUAGAGAUCAUGUUAACUUAGCUGUUGUGACAACUCAUUACGCCGAUCUAAGUCUCCUGAAAGAUAAGGAUUCCCGAUUUCUGAAUGCAGCCAUGGAAUUUUCUCUUGAAACCUUACAACCUACCUAUCAGAUCCUUUGGGGGAGUACUGGAGAUUCAAAUGCACUAAGCAUUGCUAAAUCACUUGGCUUUGAUAGUAAUAUGAUUGAAAGUGCACAAAAGUGGGUGGAGAAGUUAAUGCCUGAAAAGCAGCACCAGCGGAAAGGUUUGCUGUUCCGAUCUCUAAUGGAGGAAAAAAACAGAUUGGAAGCUCAGGCCACUAAAGCCACAUUCCUUCAUUCAGAUGUUAUGAAGCUUUACAAUGAGAUUCGGCAUGAGGCAGAAGAUCUUGAUGGGCGUGUGAUAGCACUCAUGAAAAAAGAAACCCAACAAGUCCAACAGGAGGUAAAGGCCACAAAAUCUCAGAUAGAAAUUGUGGUACGUGACUUUGAAAAUCUCCUUAGAAAAGCUAGUCCGGAUCAGUUUAAUUCUUUAAUUAGGAAGUCAGAAUCAGCAAUUGCAUCCAUUGUUGAAGCACAGUGUCCUUCUGACAGUCUCCUUGUCAAUCAAGUAGAUGUUAGUUCACACACUCCACAAUUUGGAGAGCAAGUCCAUGUGAAGGGACUGGGAGAUAAAGUAGCCACCGUAGUUGAAGCACCAGGAAAUGAUGACACAAUCUUAGUCCAAUAUGGUAAAAUCAGAGUUCGUGUGAAGAAAAGUGAUAUUAGACCCAUUCAAGGUAACAAAAGGAGUGCUGCAACAAAUUUGGUCCCAGGAUUAAAGAGACAGGGUCAGCAGAUUCAUUCUGAGUUCAACCAGAAUGAGGAGGUAUCCUAUGGCCCUAAGGUACAAACAUCAAAGAACACUGUGGAUCUACGUGGUAUGCGAGUGGAAGAAGCUGCUCUCCACCUCGAUAUGGCAUUAUCUGCAAGAGAGCCACGUUCAGUUAUCUUUGUUGUACAUGGGAUGGGCACCGGGGCCUUGAAGCAGCGUGCACUUGAGAUAUUAGGAAAGCAUCCACGCGUGGCCAAUUAUGAACCUGAAAGUGCAAUGAAUUUUGGUUGUACAGUUGCUUAUAUAAAUUAAAUUACAUUUUCUGAUUAAUCGAGAUUGUUUCCUUAAAGAAGUACCUGCUUAAACAUUUUAUUACUUUUUUGCCAUCAUCCAGUUCUGAAGCUUAAUCCACGAAUGUAUACAUGAUUGAACAGCCCUUAAUCAGUUCGUCUAUAAUUACUUCAUUUUUUUUUUCCAA